Molecule: messenger RNA, 9696 nt
Organism: Podarcis lilfordi (Lilford's wall lizard)
Lineage: Eukaryota; Metazoa; Chordata; Lepidosauria; Squamata; Lacertidae
Source: the annotation of a GenBank genome assembly
AUGGUCACGUCAGAGAGGCUCCACUUUGCCAAGGGUAAGGAAAGGGCUGCUGCUGCUGCUGCUGCUGCUACCUGUUUAUACUGUGGCGGUGCUGAGAGGAGGCUCAGAGCCAGAGCGGCGAAAGGAGGCCGAAGAAACACCUGCCUGCAACGGGGCGCAGGAGGAAGGGGCAGCGGGGGUAGGAAGCUGUCAAAGCCGAGAAGCGGCGCCUCAGCCGCUUCCGAAGCCCCCCGUCCAGCCCCUUCCACCCAACCUCCCUCACACCGAAAGCGGGGGACGAGAAGCGGGGAAGGGGGAGAGGCUCGCCUACCCACCUGCGGGAAGGACCGGCGUCAACCGCAGCAGCCUCUCGCCGCCUCAGCCGCCGCCACCAUUACUGCUGGCGCUGUUGCUAAUGCCUCGCUUUCUCCUUCUCCACAGCUUCCCCCUCCCCCCACCGCCGACCUCCCCGCGCUCACUCCUCCUCCAGUCCCUGUCAGCGUCUCCGGCAACGUAACAAGGCGCCCGCCCAUUGGCCCGCCCCCAGCAAGCGCGGCAUUCAUUGGUUUCCCUCCGAGGGGCGCGCGGGGAAGACCUUACAGCCAAUGGAGAAGCGCGGCGCCGCUUACAGCCUGAAGGAAAAGGGGCGGAGCUUCCGAACCCGGAAAAGGCCGCCUCGCCUUCUUUCCUUAGGCGGAACCUCUUGAGCUGGGUUAGGUUUCCCUGACGAGCUUGGCAAGAGAGGACUGGCUUCCGCUUCCGGUUAGGCCCCCUGAAGUCCUGCUGAAAGGGGUCACCGAGCCUCCAGGUAUGGGAUGGUUUACAGGUUCCUCCUGCUUUUAACGUUUGUUUCUCCGCCCCCCCCCGCGGCUCCCCUUUUAUGUUCCCUUCCGAGACUGGGAAGCCUUGUUCCUUGCCCUAAUUAUCAGGGUCACCGAUAAAAGACGCAAGGCUUUCGAGGCGGUGGCUGGCUGCAGUUCGACCUGUUCUGAACGGGGCUACUCAAUACAUCACGGUAGUUGAUGCAUCUUGAAAUCAAAGGCGUCUUGGUAGUCCGUGGAAUACCUUUAGUAACGGUCGGUCGAUUAAGGAGAUCUGCCUUGCAGGGUUGUUGGGGAAACCCAGCCAGACGGGCGGGGUAUAAAUAAAUUAUUAUUAUUAUUAGGAUAAGGUAAAAGACCUCUAUUGUCUUUGUCCAUGGAGUUUUCUUGGCAGGGAUAUUGGAGUGGCUUGCCGGUUCCUGCUCCAGGUGGAUCACGUUUGGUCAAAACUCUCCACUAUGACCUGUCCAUCUUGGGUGGCCUUGCCCGGCAUAGCUCAUAGCUUCUCUGAGUUAUUCGAGCCCCUUCGCCACAGCAAGGCAGUGAUCCAUGAAGGGGUUUUCCCAGUAGUGAUGUAUGGAAGUGAGAGCUGGACCAUAAAGAAGGUUGAUCGUCGAAGAAUUGAUGCUUUUGAAUUGUGGUGCUGGAGGAGACUCUUGAGAGUCCCAUGGACUGCAAGAAGAUCAAACCUAUCCAUUCUUAAGGAAAUCAGCCCUGAGUGCUCACUGGAAGGACAGAUCCUGAAGCUGAGGCUCCAAUACUUUGGCCACCUCAUGAGAAGAGAAGACUCCCGGGAAAGACCCUGAUGUUGGGAAAGAUGGAGGGCACAAGGAGAAGGGGACGACAGAGGAUAAGAUGGUUGGACAGUGUUCUCAAAGCUACCAGCAUGUAUGACCAAACCGCGGGAGGCAGUGGAAGACAGGAGUGCCUGGCGUGCUCUGGUCCAUGGGGUCACGAAGAGUCGGACACGACUAAACAACAAAGGACCCCUGGAUGGCUAAAUCCAGUCAAACGCUGGGGUUGAGGCGCUCAUCUCGCUUUUCAGGCUGAGGGAGCCGGUGUUUGUCCACAGACAGCUUUCCAGGUCAUGUGGCCAGCAUGACUAAACUGCUUAUGGCACAACGGGACACCAUGAUGGAAAUAAGAGUGCACGGAAACACCAUUUACCUUCCCGCUGCAGCGGUAGCUAUUUAUCUACUUGCACUGGGGUGCUUUCGAACUGCUAGGUUGACAGGAGCUGGGACAGAGCAACAGGAGCUCACCCUGUCGCGGGGAUUCGAACCACCAGCCUUCUGAUCAGCAAGCCCAAGAGGCUCAGUGGUUUAGCUGUGGGGUAACCCGGUGUAUGUUUCCUUAGUGGAAGGACAUGGCAUUCUUAGGAUACAGAACAAUGUGGUGUUGGGAGAGAGAAAGCAGAGAGAAAGAAAACCCCACACCUGUCGAGUUAUAUGCACCUGUGCAGGAGAACAAAAGAGAGUUUCUGGUGGUGUUGUCAGGGAGAAUCACCACAGUGGCUGCUCAGCUGAAGCUAAUGUAUACACAGAAACACAAGGUAGACCUGUCAGUGGGAAGCAAAGUAAGAAUGUGCAGUUCACCGACAGUGGACAGUCCUGCAGUUGGACGUUUCUGAAUCACAAAAUUGUGGAGAUGGGAAAUUGCAUUGCUCAUCAUAUCACAAAUACUCAUAUCAGUAGCUCAACUGUUUUGUACAUAUUGGUACCGCUACUGAUGCAGUUAUUAUAUUGUAUAAAAUUAGCUUUUUCGCUGCUGGGUUUUUUUUGGGGGGGGGCAGACACAUAUUGGUUUGAAUUGAAUUGAAAUGUAUUGUUUUGAAACUGUAUUAUACAAACCUCAGAAGUACCAGCUCGGUUAAGCAAGUCUGGAUCCCUUGCAACAAAAAGGCAUAACUGUGUAGCUGAUAUACCGUAUUUUUCGCUCUAUAACAUGCAAGUAGUUUUUAGAGGAGGAAAACAAGAAAAAAAAUAUUCUAAACGAAAUAGUGGAUAUAUGAUUUUUGUGGUUCAUGCUGUGGCCACAGACAUGUGAUCUGACAGUGAGUUUGGAGUAGCCCAAGGCAAAAACCCUGAGGAUCCAUGUGGAUCCAUGCUUUGUAACCACGGAGGAGGGAAGGAAGGAACCAUGGAUCCUCUGCUCACGACUGCAGCAGAUCCCCCCCGCCACCCGCAGGCAUUCGCUCCAUAACACGCACAGACAUUUCCCCUUACUUUCUAGGAGGAAAACAGUGAGUGUUAUGGUGCAAAAAAUACGGUAUCUAUCUAGAAAGGCUUUGAAAAAUGUAUAUUCUGUGAUGUUCUGAGUCCUUCAAUCCUUAUUUACAUCAUAGUCUCUACUGAUCAGAAAGUCUACCAGUAUUUCUUAGCCCAUCUGCUUGCACAUUACUUAUGUUUGGUUUCCUGUGACAAGCAAGAUUCUCCUCCAGCCACCAGACAAGUAGCUAUAUUUGUGGCUGCUGUAUACCAGACUUUAGUUUUAUUUACAGGUAAAGGAUGUUGAAAUUAGGGUUGCCGUGCUCAUUAGUUUAGUAGUUUGAUAAUGUCGGCUGACCACCUAUGCUGAGUGCAGUCAAGGGUUGUAAAAUAUUCCAAGAUUGCUGCAGUAUAGGUGGGUAACUUCUUAAAUAUCAUUAUGGUGUCGUUUGGUAGCAAGGGAAAGACUGGAUGCUGCUUGGCUCUGCAGCAAUCUGGACAAACAAAGGAGCAUAUCUGAGUUGCUCCUGCUGCUGCCCUGCUAUAAAUGAAAGCAUCUCUAAAGAGGAAUAAGAGCAGUCAUUAGUGGCAAAGGUUGCUGCCUAGAACAGCCUGCUGAUGCUUGACUGCUUCCAGCAAUGCUGGUUAUCUGGAAAACCUUAAACCGGAAAGUUUGCUAUGCAAAUUCUGGGAAUUUGCAUCAUAAAUCAUUAAGCUUCCUUUGAAAAACUUCCUGAUGCUGAGUGAUCAAAUUUUGCAUGUUUGUUUUGCUUGCGUUUAGUAAACAAAGCUUACAGCUUCGAAAUCAUCACCCUUGCCUAAAAUGCUAUUUGCACUUGGCAUGCACUCAUUGUUCCUAAUUAACUUAUGAAACAAAGUUUUCCAUGGAAAAGUAAAGCACUGGGAGGGGGGGAUGUGUCCCUCAUGUACUGGCUACUGCCCACGUAGUACAACUGCAUUUAAAAACUGAAUUUUAAAAAAGAAAUGGUUGCAGUUUGCUUCCUUCCAGUUUUCUUUUCGUCCUUUUUUUUUAAUGUUACUGCACCUAGUGUAUGGGGAUAAAAGCCAAAGAAAAGAACUGCUAUAUUAAUCAUUUUAUAUUAUUUUGACAUUUUAUAAUAGUUCAUUACAUUUUUUUAAAAAAACUUGUCAGUUGAUGAGAUAUCACAUUAACUCACUUGCUCUUUGUAAUUGGCAUAAGUAUCACACUUGCUGAUAAUGAAAACACCUCUUGCUGUUGUGAUCCUAUAUGUAUCUACUCAGAAGUAAAUCUUGGUGUUUUCAGUGGUGCUUACUUCCAAGUAAGUAUUAUAGGAUUGCAAGCCUAUUAUAAGGCUUUCAAAACUAUUACUUCCUCUUUGGCGAUCACUCGUAGCCGAGUAAGAUUGUCUUCCAUAAACACGGUUUUAACAAUGAGUCCGUAAGUGACCGUGGAGGCCAAUUCUGGACCCACACGUCCUUCCACAGUGGGGACAUUGGUUCCUGGGCGGGAGUUGAUCACAGUGUGGAUUUGCCAAGCAUGCCUUCCUCUUAGCACGUUUCUCCCUCACGUCCUGAAUUUGAGCAUCUUCAAACCCCAUGACACCUUUGGUAAAGGAUGUUCUCCAAUUGGAGCACUCACAGGCCAGUGUUUCCCAGUUGUUGGUGUUUACACUACUUUUUUUAGAUUAGCCUUGAGACAGUCUUUAAACCUCUUUUGUUGACCACCAGCAUUACGCUUUCCAUUUUUAAGUUCGGAAUAGAGUAGUUGCAAUGGAAGACGAUAGUCAGGCAUCCGCACAACAUGACCAGUCCAAUGAAGUUGAUGUUGAAGAAUCAUUGCUUCGACACUGGUGAUCUUUGCUUCUUCCAGUACGCUGACGCUAUUUGACCAGUCAGAUGCAAGUGCAUUAUUAGCAUUAGGCAGGUGGAGGGGCAGCAGACUUGAAAACGACAACAGGGAAUAUUAGUUGCUACUCAUAUGCCAAAAGCUAAAAUGUCACCCUUGGUUGUUGUCUUAAAUAAUUUAUUCAAGGACUAAAAGCCUCGUCAGGGCACAUCAUAUCUUGAGAAUAUAAAUGGUCAUCUAAAAUUUAUUGAAGUACCCAUUAAAGUAUUUUUUUCUGAUCUGUCAGAAGAAUGGGAAGACGCCAAUUCAUUCAUUCCCUUUUAGUUUCAUUGUUCUGGGUCUCACUCUUGCAAAGUCUUUUCUAUGUGCUUAUCUAACUGCUGAGUCAAAUGAGUACUUUCAAGAGCAGAAUGAUGAUUAUGUCUUAUGUACAGAUCUGGAGGAUGACUAAUGCAAGUCAGUACAUCUUGUUCGCAAGCAAUAGAAGCUCCAUGAACUUGUACAGCCGUUCUUGGAAUGCAAGCCGUUUAAAAACUAAUUUUAGAAGGAAUUGUAAUUAAUAAAGCUUAUUAAAAUGCAGUUUAUUGCAGCUUUGAACUGCUAAACACAAUUGGUCUCUUAAAAAUGGGGAGUUUCCUCAUUUGACUGGAGAUAAUUUUAAAAGUUGCGUGUUUUUACAGUUUCUUUCUUUAUUUUCUUUCAUAUUUCUUACUGGGUUGUUAUUUUAAAAAGAAGAAAGUUUUAUUUGCAUGGAAAAGUGAGUUCCCGGUGAUCCAUCUCUUUGUCACAUUCUAGUACGUAGUAUGACCAAGAAAUUGAAUUCAAAGCAUUACCAGAUAGCAAUGAGCUCAGGUGGCUUCCAUUUAGUUUUAUGAAAGAAAACUGAUGCUGGUACCAGGACUACAAGUGGAUGGACAAACCCCUCGCUCAGUAAACCGGGAUCAUGAAUAUAUCACACUUCUUUCUUUCCAAAAAAAUGGUGGUUGACAUUUGCUCCCAUGGUAGGAAAAGUAAACCUCUGCAUCUUGGAAUAGUAUAUGAAUUAUUACUUGCCCCCAGCCCUGGGUGGCCCAGUCUCUCUUAAAAUGUGGGAUGGAUGAUAUAUAUGAUCCUGCUGCCUGCAACCACCCCUUCCUAAUCACAGAGAUAAAGUUAGUACUGUCCUAUAAACAAGUUAAGGCUAGUAUUAAUGGAAUUCAUGCGAUGAUUUUCAGCGGAGGCAGUUGGCUCAGAUGUUGUUGUAUAGAAACAGGUUAGGGCAGUGGUUCCCGAUUAAGGGUCUAGGGAUCCCUGGGGGUUCCCAGAACACACUCCGGGGGUCUGUGGCUCAAUCCCUUACCUCCCCGCCCCAACUAUUCUUUUGUCAUUUUUGCAUGGGAAUAUCACAAAUUUUAUGGUCUGUUUUUUAGUACAGUAUACCCAAAAUCAAUUGCUUAUUAGGGGCUACAGCACAUUUUGUUCAAAAAAAUUGCUUUGCAGUGGUGACUACCAUAGAACAUGGGUUUUUGUUGGGGGGCAGGCUUUUGGGGGGAGCAGAAUCUCGGUUUUGUAUUGAUUUGGGGGACAGCUGCCCCCCUCCUCCCUUGGCUACACCCGUGCCAUAGAGUUAUCAAAAAAUUUCAAAAGUUUUUGAAAAAUAGGGGGUUGUCAGUAAUUAGCUAAUUGGGAACCACUGGUCUAGGGCCUUUCCAACUUUAAAAAGUUAAAGGACCCCUGACCAUUAGGUCCAGUCGCAGAUGACUCUGGGGUUGCGGCGCUCAUCUCGCUUUACUGGCCGAGGGAGCCGGCGUACAGCUUCCGGGUGAUGUGGCCAGCAUGGCUAAGCCACUUCUGGUGAACCAUAGCAGCGCACGGAAACGCCGUUUACCUUCCCGCCGAAGCGGUCCCUAUUUAUCUACUUGCACUGCGUGCUUUCAAACUUCUAGGUUGGCAGGAGCAGGGACCGAGCAACGGGAGCUCACCCCGUCGCGGGGAAUCGAACCACCUACCUUCUGAUUGGCAAGCCCUAGGCUCUGUGGUUUAACGCACAGCGCCACCCGUGACCUUACUGUCACUUAAAAGUGGGUGCCGUUUUUAAAAGUUGCAUUUAAUCCAGAUGUCUUGCCUCAGAGAAGCACUUCCAUUGCAGGGGACUCAUUUCCAUAACAGUCAAUGAGCCUUUUGUGAAUUAAGUGCUUGCUAUGUGAAGUGUGCGAAAUAUAGUUGUAUUGAGUGUCAUGUAAAUACUGAAUUGUACCUUUGACAUAACCUCAUGAGCAUGACCAAUCCCUCUACUCCCACUUCCAUGCAGUUUUUUUAAUAGUACUCCUGUAUAACCUUGGCAAUACUGUACUGCUGGAGCAUUCAAAUAACUAGAGUUUUGACUCUGCACACAUUCUGUGUGUGUGUGUGUGUGUGUGUGUGUGUCUGUCUGUCUGUCUGUCUGUCUGUCUCCUCCCUUAGCCGUAGCUUGUCAUUUAAUUGUCCUAAGUGAAAUUGUCACAAGGAAGGCUUUCAGGGUAGACACACCCACCCACCCCUAUUUAUAUGUGAAUUCAGGAGACAGUUUUUCCAACUUGGUUUGCAAAACAGAACGAUGGGGGAGCAAAACCGUUCCUCCCAUCCAUUCUGCAGCAAAUACUAGAGGGUGUCAGAUGCUAAGUCGUGCUUGUGCAAAUAGAGCACUACUUAAAUGUUCUACUCAAGUGUUGGGUGGGGGUGUUCCACCUAGUUCUUAAAGGGCCUUAGCCAAUUAGAGUAUUAUGAACUGCUAUUAUGAAUAACUGCAAUUUGCUAAGGAAUACUUGACACAUUUCUUAUGUUGCCAUUGUGCAGUGGGUGGUCAAUUUCCUAUUAUUUUAUAAAGAGUAGUUCUGAAUGCAGUUUUAUAAAUAAUCUUGUAAGAGCUGCUUUUCUUUUCCUUUAAAUCUUUCUCCAGAAACAUGGGGCAUGGUCAUGAACAUGGUCCGGUCAAAGUGGAAUAUCCUGAUCCAAAAGUAUGGAAAGUAGAGGGGACUCCCUUACAAGAUAUCCAAGAAAGGUUGGCUCGGCGUGGUCUGAAGGAUCCAUGGCUUCGGUAAGAGCUGGCAAAAAUACGGCCUUUCACUUGCUUUCAUCAGCCACAGACUUAUUGUAUAGCAGACAAUAUCCUCUUUUUACAAGAAAAGAUCCAAAACCCUCUAAAUAGGUUCAGGUUGUUUUUUUAAUGUCCAUUCAGGAACACAAUCCUCUGAAAUACUUAGGAUUGGUGUGGAGAACUGUCUUCAGCCCAGGGGCCACAUGUUAAUGAUGAGGGAGAUCAGAGGCAAAAGAGUGCAGAGGAAAGAAUGUAAUUUUUCCGUUUGUACAGUAAGGAAGUUUAUACAGGUAGUACCAAGUGAGCCACAUAGGAGUUUUGCAAGGCAGAGUGCUGUAAUAUCUAGGGAAGAGAUUACCGUUUUUUUUGCUCUAUAGGACGCACUGGACCACAAGACGCACCUAGUUUUUAGAGGGGGAAAUCAAGGGGGAAAAGCCUGUCCGCUUCUCCCAGAGCUUCUCGGGGCUGCGGGGGAAGCCCGGGUUUUCCCCCCAGCCGCAAAGAAGGCAAGACAGCGAGCGGGAUCCAUCCCGCUGGCUAUCUUGGCUUCUGCCAUAGCCGCGCAACCUCUCCAGCUGGGAGCUAAACCUCUCCAGUGCGGCUAAAGAAGCGUGGCUAAAGAAGUCAAGGCAGCGAGCGCGAUCCAUCCCACUCGCUGCCUUGGCUUCCUCUUUAGCCUUGUGCAGCAUCUCCAGCCUCACCUCCCGCAAAAGCCCACAGGAGCCAUGCACCCUUUAAGGAGCGUGCUGCUCCUGCGGGCUUUUCUAGGAAAAGCCCGCAAGAGCCAUGCGAAGCUUGUGUGCAGCUCUUGGGGGUUUUUCCUGCCUGCCUCCCCCCUGCAUUCGCUCCACAGGACGCACAGACUUUUCCCCUUAGUUUUUAAGAGGGAAAAAGUGCGUCCUAUGGAGCGAAAAAUACGGUAGAUAUUCUUGGCAGUGUUUCUCAAACGUGGGCGCCCAGCUGAUGUUGGACUACAGUUCUCAUCACCCCUAGCUAGCAGUGGUCAGGGAUGAUGGGAGUUGUAGUCCAAUAAUAGCUGGAGACCCAAGUUUGAGAAACACUAGCCUAGCAAGUGUUCCCAGGAUAGCAUUCAAGCAUGUUAAAGAGCUGUUCUUUCAAAGAAUGCAUCAUUCUAAAGUGGCAUCAGAAGCUCAAUGAUUGCAGUAGACCGGCAAGGAAAAUUAUAUGGUUGCUUGUGAAUUAUAGCUGAAUGGAUUCUUAUUAGAGACCACAAGCAAUAAACACAACCUGUAAGCAAAAUCGAUAACUAAAAGCCACAGAGCUCACAGAAAAGUCUAACUUAAGAGUGGGAAGGAGAGAUGGGAAAGUUUGCUUCUGUGGACUCUCUUUGCUAUCUUAAGAUCCAAGCCGUUUUGAGCAUCCCCCACCCCACACUCCAUCCCACACUAUUUGAGGCGGGGUGGGACCAUUCAGAGAUACUUUGUGGGGGUUGCAGAGGGGAGAAGACAAGAAGCUUUCCUUCUAUGAAUUUCCUUAGGUUAACUUCUGUAAGGAUAUAAGCCCGAAAAACCACAACACUUUUCACUGUAAUAUUGCUUCAGGAUACGUCAUUAAAUUUGUAGACCAAGAUAGGCAGUUGUACAACUUGACUUUUCGUUCCUCUUUGUUGUUUUGGUUUUGCCCUCUAGCAACGAAGCCUGGCGGUAUAUGGGCACCUUUGCAAAACCUGUCACUAUCAUGGAUGUUCUCCGCAAAGGAUUCAAAUGGGGAUUUACAGCCUUUGUGGUAGCUCUUGCGGUUGAGUAUACGUUGUUCCCUCCAAAGAAGGAUAAGGGCCAGCACUGA